AUGGUUGACUUAUUAUUUCGACAAAAUACGGUCCAUCGACGAAAAACUGCUAGUGAUAAUACCGAUUAUCUACAAGUUAUCGGAGUUGGAUUACCACGUACAGGUACGUCUUCACUCAAGGCUGCUCUCGAGAUACUUGGCUUUGGUCCAUGCCAUCAUAUGACCGAAUUAUUACAUAAGCCCGAACAACGUAAAAUAUUUGCACAAAUAUUGGAUGGUUAUGAGGCAGAUUUUCGUGAAUUGCUCAAGGGAUACCGAUCAUCUGUGGAUGUUCCGACAGUUUUAUUUUACAAAGAACUUCAUCAACUUUAUCCUAAAGCAAAACUCAUACUUACAGUACAUCUUUUCGUGACAUUUUCACUCAAUAAACGUAUUACAUUGAUUCUGUCGAAAACUCAACUUCGUAUUGUUAUCUCAAAACUUGAUUGUCGUCAUCAAAUUAAAUUUCUCUCUUCUCAUCUCACUGAUCAUGCUCAUCAAGUCAUAUCUCUUUCACUUGAAGAUCAACUUGGUAAUUUUUCAUCAGUUAUUCCUUUCAUUUUCACUCAGCAUAACUUUAUCAAUCUUCGAUCAUGCAGAUAUUUCGGUACUUGUUUAUCAUUCAUUUUACAUACUACACAACCACGUAGUGUAUCAUUAUCUGACAAAGUCAAACGAAAGUUAGGUAACACUAUUUUAAAGCACAAAUUAUCAGACCUUCGCUCAGUUACACAUUUCCCUAUGAUUAUUCGGACCUAA
Molecule: messenger RNA, 738 nt
Organism: Rotaria sp. Silwood2
Lineage: Eukaryota; Metazoa; Rotifera; Eurotatoria; Philodinida; Philodinidae
Source: the annotation of a GenBank genome assembly